This is a messenger RNA of Acanthocheilonema viteae, 636 nucleotides long. The record is from the annotation of a GenBank genome assembly. NCBI's taxonomy places the organism in Eukaryota, Metazoa, Nematoda, Chromadorea, Rhabditida, Onchocercidae.
AUGAUUUCUGAAUCUGCCUCAGUAUGCUCCAAAUACGAUCCUAAAGUAUUUCGUGAACCAAUUGUAGAUCUGGAACAGCUUAAUCAACCGCUGGAUCCAGAAGAUGAUCGCCGGUACUGCUACAUAAAGGCAAUGACCAGUUCUCAGACGCCAGUAUUUUAUCGAAAUGCCGUCAUAGAUAGAUUAAUUAAUGUGUGUAUGCUAUGUGGAAUGAAAGAAAAAAUGCGGUUGAUUGUUUUCGAAGCGCUGGAAAUAAUAAAAAGACGUCAGUAUAACUUGUGGAGGAAUGCUAGCGAUGAACAGAAAGAGAAAAUAGAGCUUGAUCCUGUAGUAAUUGCAGAAAAAGCUAUCAAGAAUUGCUGUCCUAUAAUGAUUCUACGUCCAUUUAUUCGCGGUGGGCAAACUUAUAUGGUACCAUGUCCGAUAUCAGAUCACCACGCUGAAUUCCGAGCAAUGAAAACGAUGCGCGAUAUCUGCCGAAAAAAGACUUUUCACGGUGCUACUCAUUUUCAGCACAUACUAGCUGAUGAAUUGCUUGCUGCCUACAAAAACGAGGGCUUAACAGUGCAAGCAAAGCAGGAAUUGCACAAACAGUGUGAAGCAAACCGAGCUUAUGUUCAUUACAGGAGACAGUAA